AUAUGGCUGGACCGAACUGGCCGACCAAUGGUGUAACUUCAUCACUCAAUCACAGACAUGCGCGGUGUAACUUCAUCACUCAGUCACAGACAUUCGCGUUUAUAGGGCUGGUCAAGCCAAAACGAAUGCAACAUGAAGAAGAGCUGCAGCCUUUUUCCCGUUUUUACGGUACAGUUUUAAUUCCGUCACGCCUCAUUCGCAGGCCGGAAGUAGUUGGUGCUCUAGGGAAGUAGCCUACAUUUGGUUUGACGACGUGCACGAAUACAUUUCACUUCUCUGACAGAAAAUUUGUAUUGCCCUGAAAUUUGAGAGAAUCUCUCCUGGAGACAUUGUUAAAGCCAAGGGACAGUGUUUGGCCACAACAAUGUCGAAUCGUGUUUUGCAUAAACAGUUGGCGUCCAUCAUGGAAGUCUUGGCUAAUUCGGCAGUGGCUGAAAUCUGCAAAGUCGUGGAUGAUGGUUAUGCGGUUUUACGUUUGGAAAUAUCUCAAAGCAAAAAGGAGAACGACGCUCUCCGGCGGAAACUACAGGUGAUGGAGCGGCGGCUGCUUCAUGGACGUCCGGAAAAAACGAAGAUGCGAGAAAGCCCUGUACAUCCUCGGUCUGACGGACCUCACCUUUACAGUGAAAUGAAAGGAACUACAGUUCUGGAUCAGAGUUACUUUUCCCUGGAUCAGCAGAUGGUGGACAUCCCUAGGAGAGCUGGGAAGGCAAACGCUCUGGCGGAGAAAGGCUCUUCGGUGCAUCUCAUUGGAGAUCAGUGUGCAGACGUGGAGGAGGGGAGGACUGAACUGGUUCUUAUAAAGGAGGAGACUGUGGAAGAGGACCCACAGGGAGAGAUGAAAAAUGAGGAGCAAGAGGAGAGUUACUUUUCCCUGGAUCAGCAGAUGACGGACGUCCCUAGGAGAGCUAGGAAGGCAAACGCUCUGGCGGAGAAAGGCUCUCCGGUGCAUCUCAUUGGAGAUCAGUGUGCAGACGUGGAGGAGGGGAGGACUGAACUGGUUCUUAUAAAGGAGGAGACCGUGGAAGAGGACCCACAGGGAGAGAUGAAUAAUGAGGAGCAAAGUCCGGAGGAGAGUUACUUUUCCCUGGAUCAGCAGAUGGCGGACAUCCCUAGGAGACCUAGGGAGGCAAACGCUCUGGCGGGAAAAGGCUCUCCGGUCCAUCUCAUUGGAGAUCAGUGUGAAAACAUGGAGGAGGGAAGGACUGAAUCGAUUCUUAUAAAGGAGGAGACCGUGGAAGAGGACAGAGACCCACAGGGAGAGAUGAAAAAUGAGGAGGAAGGAGCGGUGGAGUGGAGGGCAGGCAGCAGAGAAAAUCGUCCCGUUGUGGAAACGCAGAAUAAAGCAGCGAAUCACACAGAGGAGCUCACUGAGCAGCACAGGACCAGACGCGCUGUUUGGGAGUGUGCAGACAUGGAGGAGGGAAGGACUGAAGCACUUCUGAUAAAGGAGGAGAGACUCAAAGAGAACCUGGGGAACCCCCACCGUCAGGGGGAGCUGAGGAACAGGGAUGAGACCUUCCGUCCUGCUGUGAGCUCAUGUGACGGGGCUGAAGGUGCUCUCGCUUUGGACGCACGGAACACUCCUGACGGGGACGACGGCGUUCCCAGAGCCGGACAGGAAGUGUGGGAGACCAGUGGACAGGAAACGGUCCUCAAAACAGAGUCGGUGUGUAAUAGUGUUACCAGGAGACUCCAACACAGAGGGGCUGAACACAGGCCAGGAGGACGGAGCAGUCUGGACUCUGAGUUUGUCAUGUUUGACAGACCAGGCCAGCUGGGCUCUUACUGUACACAAGGGGGCGCUGUGGCUGGGACGGAGGAUCCGUGUUGCUCUUACUCUGCAGAAACGGACCCGGAGUGCCUGUCGUUCCACUCCGAGCUGCAGCCGGGUUCCCCAGCAGAGGAAUGGGGGAUUAACGGCUUUCCCUCUUUGCAUUCAAACCCGAGGGAUAUAACCGACUCUGUCGACUGUUUGCAUUCAAACCCGAGGGAUAUAACUGACUCUAAGGCAGCAGCUGAGAUGCACUCAGCAUUGAGCAAAAGGCCCAUGCCAGGACCAGCCCUUAACAAAAACAGACUUUACAAACAAAUGGCGGACAGAGAGGCCGCUCGGCUGGGAAACGGCGGCAUCCUGUACCCCGGCCACGCCCACAUACCUGGGCGAGAGAGCCAGGUAAACCAGGUGCAUUCCAAACCCGAAGCCUCGCUGGGGAAGAGGUAUUCGCUCUGCGGCGUCCAGGCCUCUGAGGGCAGCUGUGGCGUGGUCGCGGGAGAGAGGCCUUUUAUCUGCACGUACUGCGGCAAGACUUUCUCCCGGACGCGCAAUCUGGAGACCCACCUGAGGGUGCACACCGGAGAGAAACCGUUCAGCUGCACGCAGUGCGGCAAGAGCUUCAGCCAGCUGUGCAGCCUGAAAACGCACCUGAGCGUGCACACGGGGGAGAGACCUUUCCGCUGCACACAGUGCGGCAAGCGCUUCGCCCAGCCGGGAUACCUCAAGAGGCACCAGACGGUCCACACGGGAGAGAAACCGUUCAGCUGCACACAGUGCGAGAAGAGUUUCUCUUUUUUAAGCAAUCUCAUCAGACACCAGGGCCUCCAUGCAGGAGGGAGACCGUUUACAGUACAUACCCACACCUUUACAGCCCAGUGGAGGGGCUGCUGUUUCUCUGUGGAUGGCCCUCAUCCCUGCGUCCACUUCCAAUAAAAUCUCACUGCCUGAUAAGAUGCACUCUGGAAAUAGUUUCUGUCUGUAUACGUUUAGACUGGUUUACAUUAGCAAAUAUCCCAUCCUUACUUUGCAGACAAAGGCUCCACAUGAGUUGCGGUCCUUUUUGCUUGGGAUGGGGCAGCGUUCCACAUGUCCAGCGUGAAAUAUUUGUUUUCUUUCUUAUGAAUGCCCUCGAGGAAUGCAGUGGUCAGAUGGACCACUUUCACUCGCUUUCAGGUGUUAUAUUAUCUGGUCACAUUUGUGCAUCUCGAAAUGGGUCUGGGGGGCCGUGCCCCUCUCUUCUGGGGACACAUCGCCCGCCGAGACGAUAUGUUUUUAACAAUCAAAAUUUAUUUCAUUAUUCCACGUCAUACAGCCUCCGGUCUUUCCACUAACGCCCAUGUUUUCAUUUACUGCACCAAUGAGGAUGUCAAAUUUGUCUGGUUCCAACUGGGGAAAAAAAGAAAAUGUUACCCAUUAAAUGCCCAGUGGCAUAACCAUUACUAAAUGUGAAAACCAAGCUUCUCAGCUUCCUCAGACUCUUUGACUUGUCCUGCUUAAUGGUUGUCAUGGCAAAGCAGUCAAUCAGGAUAGCCUUUGAUUUUUCCUAAAAAUGUCCUUUUUGAGAGCGGGAAAGAAGGAAAAUUGCUUAGUCUUCUCCUGGUGUAGUACUCUUAAUAUCAUGGGUGAAGAGUUUGUAGGCUCCCUCUUUUUCCCUGCCAAAAUUUCACCUAUCACUGGAGUCAAAGACAGUCAGACAUGCGGAAGUAAUAGUUGACCAUUUCAACAAGGCACAUAUACUUUCAGUCACCGCUCACUGACAGAGUUAUUUCUGUUUAUCAUUGGCCCUUUCCACAUUUUCUGAAACUAUUUUUAAAUAUUUUCUUGCAGCUUUAGACCCUGAAAAGAUACCCCCCUAGCCACAAUGUCCUCUAUAUUGUCAGGUACCUCGAGAAAAGAGAAAAUCCUGAUCAGAGUAAAGUAAAUGUAGACGGGUACUCCCCCGAAACGUCUCUGGGAUAUCAGACCGAUAUCUGGCUUCUCUGCUGAACAGGAGGUAGAAUGGAGAAUACUUUGUGGUGAUCUGUACCUUUAUUUGCAAGCCAAACAUGGCUGCACUGAGGUACAGACCCCAGUCCCAAGCUUCUCCUCCACCAGUUUAGUGCAGGUUCUGAAACAUUAGCCUCCUUAUGAAAUACUGUUUUGGUUGUAAAACAUAGCUUAUAGCCAUGUCUGAUCCUCAUCCUGGGUGGCUUAGAAAGUGGCUGAGGUCAAUUAUACCCCCGCAGCACUGCUUAAUACAAUACAGUAGCAUUGUAGAAUAUUUAACACAAUGACAUGUAGUCAUUGUGCAAAAUGGUUCAAGGUCAUUUAAAUGUCAAGUCUAAAUGACCUUGUCACCGUCCCAUUCAUCCUUUCAACCAUUCCGUUGGUUUGUGUGUAUGGCGCGCAAAAGCUCCUCUGAAUUUGAGCCUUUUGGCAGAGCACCAUAUUCAGCUGAAUUUAAUAGAUGACAAUCAUGGUACGUAAAAUCUGAAGUUACCCUCACCCCUGUCUUUGGGUUAAUGAAACUGACUGCUCAGGCAAAAACGUUCUUGAGAAAUCACAGAAAAUUAAUAGUUAUCGGACCACCUUAUUCCGGAACUCACCUCCUAGGUCCGUGAGAAUUUGUUUGUGGAGCCGCAAACCUAUAGAAAGAUCCCACAAUGCAUUGUGCUACUUCCUCCGCUUGCUUAGGCUUCUGCCCACUUUGUUUGUACAUAUUCCCUCUUGGAGUUGGCCUCAGUUUCCCCAGGACCAGGUCCACCCCAACCAGUGCAAAUGGUUCAGACACCUGAGCAGUUCCAAAAGAUUUAGGAGUGGACAGUGACAUACGGAUUGGGAACUUUAUAUGCAAAGAAGUGUGAAUACAUGAAGCUUACUUGAACUGGGAUGUGUUUUUUGUGUCGUCAUGUUCUUCUGGCACUGAGCACAUGCUGAAAUCUAAAGGUUAUAUCAGAAUGUAUGUGAACUAUUUGAAGAAAUUUGAGAGGCCAUGCAUUCAGAAAGAGAAGAUUGACAUUUUCUGAUGUCAAUGCUCAUCCUAGGCCAGUAAAACCCGUCUCUAAUGGCAUCAAAUGUUCUAUUAAAUUCCGUUUCUGCCCCAGUUGCACUGGCAUGGAAAUCUUUAAAGACUAUCGGCAUCCGCAGCAUAUUUUACGACCGUUACCACUUUAGUGUCCUUGUUCUUUUUCUUGAGGAAGUACAGCUCUCCAUCUAUAAUUUAACAUCAUAUAUUUAAGAUCUGUCACAUUUUAACACAUCACACAAAGCUAUUGCAGUCAAUGGAGCUCAUCAACCUCACCUUUGUGUAAUUAGAGCUCUUCUGGUUCAGAUCAUAUUUCUGCUUUUGUGAUUAGUGCUACAGGGUAAAUACUAUUUGGCCUUUACAGUAUCCCUCUAUGAUUUUUGCAUCCAUUUUUAUCUCCUCUGUGUCUCCCAUUCCAUUUCUCUCCUCUCCCGCUGUCUCUCUCACUCACUCCUGUCUGUGAAUCUGAUAAGGGCUGUGCCAUCACUCAGAGCUCAUAUACAAAAUGCCCAAUCAUUGCUAACUGUGUGCCACUUGCAUUACAACUGUUAGGCCUGAUCCUCUACUCUAGGCCAGAGACGGGCCAGUUGAGUGCAUUGCUGUCGCGCGAGUGUGAGGUCGAGUGCUCGGGGUUCCGAUUCACGCUUCCAGCAUCGCUAGCGCUGAACGCGCUGCUACGUAAACGGCGAUAGAUUCACUCUGCAGUCACAUCUGUCCCGAAUGUAAAAAAAAAAAAAAAAGUCAGGCAUUCAUCAUGGUAAUACUACAACAACGUUACUCACAGAUCCAACAGAAAACAAGCCAAUUCCUUAUCAUGUUUCAUUCCCUUCAUCUCUGACACCAGUGAGGAAAAGCAAAUCCAAGGUUAACUCUAGUUCUUGAAUGAGACCCGGUGGUUCGAUAUUUUGCUCUGCUAUAUUUCGGCUGUAGCUAGCUAGCUAGCAACAAAUCCUCCACUGAAAUAUGAUCCCACAGGCUCUGUAACCACACCCAUCCCAAACACAUUUUAGAAUAACUAAUAAAGGUGAAGGUGCACAAAUUCAGCAAAAAUACGUAAAGACAGAGGCAUCACAGAUAUGCCUUAGCAUGGUUAUUUUAUAUUAUUUUCUAAGUUAAAAUCCUGCAUAGUCUGCCUUUAACAAUACUGUAAUCUGGGAAGUUAUGUAUUGUAAUCACAGAGAUCUGGUGGGGUUCGAACCCCAGUCUCUCUGGAGAAGUGGAUACGCUAACUGCUGCACUAAAGAAGAAUUCAUCGUUAGCGAUGUUCUUAAAAAUAAAAUAAAAAUUAUUUAUUAACAGAGAUCCCAGUGUUUCAUGGUACAGUUUUCCCAGAAUAAACAUGCUAAAACUGUUGGUAAAAUCUUUAAUAAAUGUUUAUAUUUUAUAUCCAAAUCUAUGCAUAUCUAUAUUUAAUGUGUCCAUCAUAAUCAGUGAGUGCAUGUCUGCGUGUAAUGAUUUUUACACUUUGAUUUAUUUUACUUAUUUUUCCAUUUUUGAAAAUUAGUGUAAAUACACACACGUGUAUGUUAUGCCUUUGCAUUUACAUAUGCAUAUUUUACAAAGUCAAAUAAAGCCUUUCAGUUUAUA
Molecule: messenger RNA, 6368 nt
Organism: Anguilla rostrata (American eel)
Lineage: Eukaryota; Metazoa; Chordata; Actinopteri; Anguilliformes; Anguillidae
Exons: 11
Coding region: 365-2710 (781 amino acids)
Biological process (GO): regulation of transcription by RNA polymerase II
Molecular function (GO): DNA-binding transcription factor activity; RNA polymerase II cis-regulatory region sequence-specific DNA binding
Source: RefSeq, a predicted model, not a curated record